AUGGCUUGGGGCUGCAAGCGCCGCCUGCUACUCUAUUGUUGCUUCUUAAUUGGCCUUCUCCACAGCUUUUCGCCUGGCUACGCAGAACAGCGAGGCCCCAUAUCUCUCUCUACUGUCAAAGAAGGCUCAAAUGGCAGCGAAGAAAACCUCCGGCCAGUAUUUGAAGAGGGUGGGGACGGUGUUUUUUCUCUCCUGGAAAUAAUAGAGGAACGGAAGAAGGCCUGGGCGCUGACGAAGGCAAAGGGGGAAGGAAAGCCCCAGAUUAUACACUGCGGCAGUGCGGUGUAUGGACAUGUCACUGCAGACGAAACCGUCACUGUCAACCCAGAAGAGGCACCUAACUGCCGCAGUCUGUGCCGCGCCCUCUUGCACAAAGUGUUUAAUGCGUUUCUCAAUUCCUCUCCAUCCCCUCUUAUCACCAAAUACAUACCUGUCUGCUUCUGCCUCCAACUGUCCCUCUAUAUCGUCAUGUGUCCUACUGGCACUCUGCUUCCCGAUUGGCUUCUCCGCCUUCAGUUGCUUGUACCUGGGCUUGUUGUGCACUAA
Molecule: messenger RNA, 546 nt
Organism: Eimeria mitis
Lineage: Eukaryota; Apicomplexa; Conoidasida; Eucoccidiorida; Eimeriidae
Exons: 3
Coding region: 1-546 (181 amino acids)
Source: RefSeq, a predicted model, not a curated record